This is a messenger RNA of Loa loa (African eye worm), 633 nucleotides long. RefSeq lists its product as hypothetical. Bases 1 to 633 code for a protein of 210 amino acids. Gene Ontology annotation, molecular function: guanylate cyclase activity; peptide receptor activity. Gene Ontology annotation, biological process: intracellular signal transduction; cGMP biosynthetic process; receptor guanylyl cyclase signaling pathway. NCBI's taxonomy places the organism in Eukaryota, Metazoa, Nematoda, Chromadorea, Rhabditida, Onchocercidae. The transcript is spliced from 6 exons. The record is from RefSeq and is a predicted model, not a curated record.
AUGAUACUCUAUCAAAUAUUAUUUCAAUUAGAACCAUUUCAUGAACAUUCUAUUCCUAUUAGAGAAUUAUUGACCAAAUUAGCAGAUAGUAUUGAAGGUGGUUGCAUUCGACCAACAUUUCCAUCAGCUAACAAUGAUUCAUCUUACAGUCUUCAAUUACUAUCUACCAUCGAGGCAUGCUGGCUAGAAAUUCCGGAAAUGCGACCAAAUAUCAAGAAAAUUAAAGAAGUCAUUAAUGCAACGUUAAAAACAACGAAAACUGGAUCACUUUUGGAUCAAAUGAUGGAAAUGAUGAAUGAAUAUACUGCAAAUUUGGAAGUAAUGGUAAAAAAUCGGACAGCAAUGUUAGAAGAAACACAACAACAAGCUGAUCGAUUACUUUACAGUAUACUACCAAAAUCAAUUGCGGAUGAUUUAAAAGUAGGCAAACAUGUACCACCACAAUUGUAUCCAUGUGCUACCGUACUUUUUUCGGAUAUUCGUGGAUUUACACGAUUAUCAUCCAUUUCAACACCAUUUCAAAUUGUUAAAUUUCUCAACGAUCUAUUCAGUGGUUUUGAUGAUAUCAUUUCCAAACAUGAUGCCUAUAAAGUAUGUCAUUCAUUUCAUCAUUCAUUCCAUGGAAAUUAUUGA